AGUCAUCCAGCCUCAGGUUGGCUCCGUUUAUCCCGUAAGGGUCCGGAGCGCGCGUCGGGGUCCGGGGGCCCGCUCGUGAAGCCGCGAGGGGAGGCGCCGUCCUCGGCGCACUCAGUCGGGUCCCGGUCUCCGCUCCGGCCCCGCUGCCGGCCCACCGAGUCCGAUGGCGGCGGCCGCGCCCAGGGAGCCGCCGCAGUGCGGCGCGGCCAGGGAGGCCCGCGCUGCCCGAGAAGCCCGGCCCUCCUGGCGCUGCUGAGGCGGUCUCCGCCCGGGGUCAAUAGGCGUGGUCUGGCCGCGAGAGAGGAGAGCCCGCCGCGGGGGUGAGCGAGGAGGCCGGGCGCGCGGGAGGAGGGAAUCGCGGUAGUCGGCGGUGGAGUCCGCGGACCGCUGCUCUGCGCGCGGUGGCUGUUGGCGAACCGGUGGACUCCCGGUCUGUGUUUUGAGAAGGGCCGCGGCAAGUGGUGCGUGUUGCAGAUGGGUCUAUGUGGCAACGGAAGAGAAGUGCAAUUUGGAACAAACAGGCUGAGUCAGAACAGUAGGCCAGUGUGGAGAGCACGAGAGGUAGUCUUGUUUCAGGGGAAAGAGGCGAAGUUGGGACGGCUGUUAUAAACUACAGGUCCACUGGAGUAAACUGGGAGUUGUGGCUUCUCAUUGGGUGGGGUGAUGAGGAAAUCCUGUCUUUUCGAGUCUGGGGAGUGAAGUAGUGUCCCAUGUAAGUUGAAGUCCGUCUCUUUGGGUUGGGUCUGCAGUUGAUCACUGUGGUAGUGUCUGAGAGUUCCUCCCAGUGCAACCUCCCGACUCCAAUUUAGUGAGGUUUCCCAUCAUUAAUUUUCACAAGUCCUAGCAGCUGAAGGGCUGGAAACUCCCAUCAUCCUGAUGGAAAGUAGCAGGAAGUUGUGUAUCCUUGGGGAUGUCGUAACUUGUUUUGACAUUGGUAAGCGACUUAGAUGUUUCAGAGAAGUGUGAGUGAUGGCGUCAAGUGGGCAGCUGGACAGGACGUUUUGGGAAACUGGGGGAAGGAUGCAUGAUGGAGAGUUUGAAAAGUGAUGGCUACUGUGUGGACCAGGGUGGAGAUUUGGCUCACAUUUAGGAAGGGAAGGCAGAGAAUCAUGGUAAUAGGCUAGUAGGUCAGAGGGUCCUAGUAAAGUGCUGAGGAGUGGUUUUCUGGCUCAGCACGUGGUUGGGGUUACUGGACAUUGCCAACACAGGUGAAGGGGAGAGAAUGAUCUGGCAGAAACAUGGGCAAGCCCUCCAUGGGAUGAUGGGACAAGAGAUGGCUAGGACACCUAGGAGUAAUUUUGCCAAGAUGACAGUGAAGUUGGGGCUGCUCUUUAUUCAGUGCUGUAGGCUUCACAGAAUUUUGCGGUGAGUUUUUACGGUGCCUGAGGUGUUGCAGAGUCUUGCUGGUAGUUCAGGUCUGCACAAAUGCAGUCAUUUCUGCUUUGCUCUGCCUGGCAGGGGAGACCCUUAGGGCUGGGGUUUUCACAAAGGUUCAGUAGAGGAUGAUUGGUUCCCGAUUGUGGCGGGACAGCGUGGGCAGCAGAGAAGUGGAAGAGGGUCUGUGAGUAUCCGAAGCUGACCGUGCUUGUGAGUGUCUGUUACUGAAGGGAGGGUUACAGGCAGCUGAGGAGGGCUUCUCAGCAGCAUGUGAGGCUUUCCCUGUUUUGGGAUCCAUGGGAGUACUGGGUGGAACUGGAACCUGUUUGAGUUUGUCAAACAGCCUGUGGGUGUCACGUGACGAGUACGAGUGUGAGUCAAGGGAGGAUCCUUUGUUGUGGGGCAGGAAGGUGUGGGAGUUCAUCUGUGGGGUCUGAAGACGUGAGAGUGGUAGAGUCUACAGAAUCCUGUACACGUGGAGGGGAAGUGUGAGCUAAGGGCCUCAGCGCCCUGGUACUGAAGACUUCCUGGUAAAGCAGGGCCUAUAAUUGGCUGUCUUGAGGGCACAACGUGGGAGACUCCAUGGGAAUACCGUGGCAGGGGGAUGACCUUGCAGGCCAGACCCAGAGCUUAGAGUGCAUCCAUGUGUCCCCCUGCCUGUUGCUGCUGAGGACUGAACACAGUGACUGAUGGGAAGUGUGGUGUGACCUUUGAGGACAUUGCCGUGUACUUCUCCUGGAAGGAGUGGAGGCUUCUUGAUGAGGCUCAGAGACGGCUGUACCACCAUGUGAUGCUGGAGAACUUUACACUUAUAUCCUCACUGGGUUGCUGCUGUGGAGCAGAGGAUGAGGCACCCUUUGCCCAGAGCACUUCUGUAGGCGUAUCACAGACCAGGACGCCCAAGGCAGCUCUGUCUUCCCGGAAGACCCACCCCUGUGAGAUGUGUGGUCCCGUCUUGAGAGACAUUUUCCACUUGGCUGCGCACCAGGGAAAAGAAAACAGCCAGAAACUGUUGAGGUGUGGGGCCUGUGGGAAACGAUUUUAUUUCAUUACUAACUUCAGAAAACAUGAGACACAGCACAUGGGGGAGAAACCCUUCAGAAGCCGUGUGGACAGGGCCUCUGUUGUGAAGAGCUGGGGAUUCCAUGGUUCAGGAAAGCCCCUUACCUGUGGAGAAGUUCAGAAGUACUUCCUGUCUGGCUCGGGGCAUCGGCAGCAAGAGGCCACUGAUACUGGGGAGAAGCCACACACGAUCACCCAGCACAGGGCAACUUUACAAAGCAGAAAAAGUCAUGACACCUGGGGAGAAUGCAAGAACACCUUUGGUCCCAAACACACAUAUACUCAGGACCAGGGUGUCCACCUUGGAAGACAGUCCUUUGUGUGCAGUGAAUGUGGGAAAACAUUCAGGUACAAAUCCUUAUUUGCCAUACACCAGAGAUACCAUAUUGGAAAAAGACAUUAUGAGUUUGGCAAAUAUGGAAAAUCACUUAGGCAAAGGUCAGCCCUGAAUGAACAUGGUAAGACUCACAGUGGAUCCAGGCAAUACAUGUGCAGCAAAUGUGGGAAAUCCGUAGGCUGCAACUCUGUCCUCAUUCAUCCCCAGAGAUGGCACAAUGGAGUGAAGAGUUAUGUUUGCAGUGGAUGUGCAAAACCUUUUAUCCAUAGAUCAAUGUUGACUACUCAUAGGGUUCGCCCUGGAGAAAGGUUUUAUAAAUGUCGUGGCUGCGCAAAAUCUUUUCCCUCUAUGUCUGCCCUCUGUUAUCAUCAGAGAUCUCACACAGACUUAAGACCGUAUGAGUGUAGUGAUUGUGGGAAAUCUUUUGCCACUAGUUCUAUCCUUCGUGCUCACCAGAGGGUUCACACUGCAGAAAGGCCCUAUGAGUGCAGUGAAUGUGGCAAGUCCUUUGUCCGAAGGUAUAGUCUCAAAGUACACAUAAAGGUUCACUCAGGUGAAAGGCCUUAUAAGUGUAACGAAUGUGAGAAAUCUUUUAAGUGGAAGUCAACAUUGAUUAAACACCAGAGAAUUCACACAGGAGAAAGGCCUUAUGAGUGCAGUGAAUGUGGGAAGUCUUUUAUCUAUAGGACUCACCUCCAUUAUCAUCACAGAAUUCACUCUGGAGAAAGGCCCUAUGAGUGCAGUGAAUGUGGCAAGUCCUUUGUCCGAAGAAAUAUCCUCAAAGUACAUGUAAAGGUUCACUCAGGUGAAAAGCCUUAUAAGUGUAAUGAAUGUGGGAAGUCUUUGAAGUGUAAGUCAACAUUGAUUAAACACCAGAGAAUUCACACAGGAGAAAGGCCUUAUGAGUGCAGUGAAUGUGGGAAAUCUUUUGCCACUAGUUCUGUCCUUCAUUCUCACCAAAGAGUUCACACUGGAGAAAGGCCCUAUGAAUGCAGUGAAUGUGGGAAAUCUUUUACCACGAGGACUGUCCUCCGUGAUCACCAGAGAGUUCACACUGGAGAAAGGCCUUAUGAAUGCAGUGAAUGUGGGAAAUCUUUUACUGCUAAUUCGGCCCUCCAUUAUCACCAGAGAGUUCACACUGGAGAGAGACCUUAUGCGUGCAGUGAAUGUGGCAAGUCCUUUGUCCGAAGAAAUAGCCUGAGUGUGCACCUAAAGGUUCACUCAGGUGAAAAGCCUUACAAAUGCAAUGAAUGUGGGAAAUCAUUGAAGUGUAAGUCAACAUUCGUUGAACACCAGAGAAUUCACACAGGGGACCGACCUCACAAGUGCCGUGAUUGUGGGAAAUCUUUUACGUCUAGAUCUGCCCUUCGUUCUCACCAGAGAGUUCACACUGGAGAACGGCCUUAUGAGUGCAGUGACUGUGGGAAGUCUUUUACCACUACUUCUCACCUUCGUUCUCACAAGAGAGUUCACAAUAGUGAAAGGCCUUAUGAAUGCAGUGAAUGUGGCAAGUCCUUUUCUCGAAGGAAUAGUCUGAAUGUACACGUCAAGGUUCACUCAGGUGAAAGGCCUUACAAAUGUAACGUAUGUGGAAAAUCUUUGAACUAUAAGUCAACGUUCAUUCAACAUCAGAGAAUUCACACAGGAGAAAAGCCUUACCUGUGCAGUGAAUGUGGGAAAUCUUUUAGUUAUAGCCGCGCCCUCCGGUAUCAUCGUCAAAGUCACCUUGCAGUAAGUCCUUAUGAUUGUAGUGAUUGUGGGAAAUCUUUUACUUGUAGUUCUUAUCUCCGUGAUCACCAGAGAGUUCACACUGGAGAAAGGCCUUAUAAAUGCAGUCACUGUGGGAAAACUUUCACUUCUCGUUCCCUCCUCCGUUCUCACCAGAGACUUCACACUGGAAAAAGGCCUUAUGAGUGCAGUGAAUGUGGCAAGUCCUUCUUCCAAAGAAAUACCCUGAAUGUACACAUAAAGGUUCACUCAGGUGAAAAGCCUUAUAAGUGUAAUGAAUGUGGGAAAUUGUUGAAGUACAAGUCGACAUUCAUUCAACACCAGAGAAUUCACACAGGAGAAAGGCCUUAUGCUUGCAGUGAAUGUGGGAAGUCUUUUUUCAGUUACGGUGCUCUCAGUUAUCAUCACAGAGUUCACACUGGAAAAAGACAUUAGGAGUACUAGGGAUGUGGAAAAUCUUUCAGCUAUUUUUCCAGUCUCAUUCAAGAUGAGAAAGUCCACAGUAAAUAAAGUCUUUAUGGUGGUAACAUGAACUAAAUGGUUCUGUUCACUGAUGUUGAUAUGUUGACUUCCUGUCCUCUAAUGCAAUAGGAGUAGUAGGUGAUGUCUUUGGGAGGUAAUUGAUAUUAGAAUGGAUCAUGUGUGUGAAUUCCUAAUGAAUGGUUUUAAUGUCUUCUUAGUAUUCCGAGACAGCUUGCUUCCCCUAUCAAUCAUGUGAGGACCCUUUGGGGAGAUCUGUAAAUCAGGAAGCUGGUCCUCACCAGACACAAAACCAGACUGUAUGGGGAAUGUUAUGGGAAAUAUCCAGCCUCCAGAAGUGAGAAGUUUCUGUUGCUUACAAGCCUCCCAGUUUAUCAUAUUUUUGGAGAGCAGCCUGAGCUAAGACCCACGUGAAAAAUGUGGGUAAUGUUUUGGGCAAAGACACCGUUUCAUAAAAAUUCAAAUUCACCGUGGAGCAUGACCACAUGAGUGAGGUGAAGGACACCCGUCCUUCAGCCAGAUAUUUGUCUUCAUUCCACACUUCAGGGUUCACACUGCAGAAAGACUUUAAAAUGGUGGAGAAGGUGAUCCUUCCUUCCUUAGCGUAUUAUGCUGAGGAGAACCUUAUGAGGCAGCCACCUUCCUGAAUUGAGUUUUGUUCACCUGCAUGUCCACGGUGGAGUGACUUCCCAUAAGUUCCAGCUAUUUGGGAAAGUUUAGAAGUUGUAUUGGGUGUUCUGAUGUGUCUGAAGUGAUUGCUGGAAGUCACUGCCAGAUUCUGUGACAGAAAUCAUUUCACCUCUGCCACCUGGAUGGUCCCAGUAAUGAACAUCUGUCACCACCCAGCUUAAUGAUGCUGACCACUUUGCUUUAUCGUUUGCUGAUGGAAGUUACGGGUACUGGGAUCUCCUCAUUGCCUUCUAAGUUAAUGCAUGGAUGUGACCCAAUGUUGACCCUCCGUACCUCUUGAGUCCUGGAUGGUGUUUUGCAGAGAAAGACUAAAGAUUUUAGGGACGUUGUUAGUCUCCUGAGGAUUGUGAUAAAUCUUUGCAGCUUCUAAGUCAGCAACACAGGAAUUGGGUGCUAUGUGCUGCUCUGGUUUGUGCAUU
This is a messenger RNA of Zalophus californianus (California sea lion), 6093 nucleotides long. RefSeq names its product zinc finger protein 345-like. Bases 2168 to 4939 code for a protein of 923 amino acids. The record is from RefSeq and is a predicted model, not a curated record. Gene Ontology annotation, biological process: negative regulation of transcription by RNA polymerase II. Gene Ontology annotation, molecular function: RNA polymerase II cis-regulatory region sequence-specific DNA binding; DNA-binding transcription repressor activity, RNA polymerase II-specific. The transcript is spliced from 5 exons. Lineage: Eukaryota; Metazoa; Chordata; Mammalia; Carnivora; Otariidae.